Messenger RNA from Protopolystoma xenopodis, 675 nucleotides. The record is from the annotation of a GenBank genome assembly. Lineage: Eukaryota; Metazoa; Platyhelminthes; Monogenea; Polystomatidea; Polystomatidae.
AUGACUCAUUUCGGCCUCAAUGGCUCUGCCUCAGCCGGCCACUGUUCGAGUGAAAGAGGAUUGCUGCUCUCCUGUAUCCACGGCCUCCGGCUCGGCUGGACUGGUCGUAAGCGGAGCAAGCGAAAGAGGGCAAUAGAGAUGCCGGUGGCCAGAAGCAAAGUUGAGGGUGACUCGGCCAAAAAAAGGGGCUGCGACUCGUUGGCUCCAGCCCUGAUCCAAUUAGGCCAAUUUAUGCUGAUUACGCCAGACACCGUCUGCACCAUCGUCGUCUCGAGUGGUCGGUCCGGUAGGCAAGAGGGUGGCAUGCCUCGAGAAGUGGUCGGCCCAAUCAGACUCGUCGGUUGGUCCACCUUGUCCGGGCCCCAAAAGUCGCCUCUGGCCAUGAUACAGAAGGGAUGGGAGGCUAUCCGAAAUUGGCGUUUGUGUGCAUCUGCUGGGACCGUUUUGUUGGUGUGUCGUCUCAUCAGACCUCGUUACCUCCCAGUUGACCGCCUCCUGUACCAUACGGCAUCAAAGACAAGCGUCAAAGCAGAAGCUAUUCGUUCAGUUGGGUCGACACUGAUGCAUCGGAAGACCCUGCGGGGUACGGAGCAAUUCGGUUGUCGUGGAGGACAACUUCUUUUCCUCUCCUCGCCGCUCGUUCGAGUCCCACCUAAGCCAUUAUCGUAUCGUCAA